Molecule: messenger RNA, 2509 nt
Organism: Dendroctonus ponderosae (mountain pine beetle)
Lineage: Eukaryota; Metazoa; Arthropoda; Insecta; Coleoptera; Curculionidae
Exons: 6
Coding region: 359-1807 (482 amino acids)
Source: RefSeq, a predicted model, not a curated record
GGGGCGUUUGCAGAAGUUACCSAUUUCUCUCUCUGUUCAAURCGUGGGUGAAAGUGAGUAUCCUUAUCUCWUUUUUGUUUACCUUGUCCUUGUCCCUGUUUUCUACUGGCAACCGGUUGUGUUUACAUUUUUGAUCCUUAUUAUUGUUGUGAUUUGUGAGCUGUUUGCCCUGAAAAUCUGUUUUUCCACCCGAUUAUUAAUCAACUUGAGUCCCAAAACGUCCUGUUUUGGUACCGGAUAUUCAAUCCUCUCUGGGGAAUACUUCUUAUUGAAAAAACGCUUCAUUGGGGGCACAUGGAAUAGAAAUUGUCAUCCAGAUUUAUUACGCAUUUGGAAGAUAUUUAGCAAUUCGGCUAUCAUGGGUUUAGCUGAGCUCAGCUUUUGCCUGUUGCUACUCAGCUUAUCAGGAAGCAAUGCCAAGACGACAUGUGAUUAUCAGUACUUUCUGGCCCCAUUAWCGAAAAAUACCGUGCAAACCAAGUUGCUGGAUUCGAGCGACUGCGGCCAAAUAGGCUUCGAAGGAAGCGAUAAACUGAACUCCCAUUUAGGGUCCUUAAGGCUACGGGCUGCUCUUGACGACAAAAGGGGAUAUUCAUUAGAUAUCAUUUUUCGCGAGAUCAAAUGGAACAAAGCCCAUCUGAGGUUAUCGCAGGAAAAUGAGAUGGAUCUAAGUAUAUGCAAGGUAUAUUCCCGAGCCCAUGACGCCGCUCAGGUUUCCAUAUCAGAAGCAAUUGAUUCGUGCUUUAAUUUCGAACAUUAUAACAGCAGCGUGAAUUAUCUGUUGGACUUCAUGGCGGAACUGGAUACAGACAUUUUAUAUAAAAACUUGGUUUUUAAUUUCCCGAAUGUGGCGAAUUUUGGUAAUGAUACUCCUUUACAGAACAGAGCAAUAUUCUGCAGUGUGGAUAUAUCCAGUAACUACGAUAUUUACCUAAAUAUUCAAGCCUUACCCCUAAUGUACAACGUGACUUACUACAAAGUGGAAGUGUUUAAAAUCAAAGGCGGUAGUAACAUUUUAUUAGACGUGCGAAUGCUAAAAGCAGGAUUGGAGCCCGAGCUGUCCUUUGAAUUUAUCACCUAUAAUGAUGAAGGGUAUUACUUUUUCCAAAUUAGCGCCGUUAACGAUAUUUGCCCGGAAGAUGCUUGUCUGAAGAGUAUUUCGGCGACUAUUUAUAUACGUAGAAGAUAUCCCCCGUUAGUUAUUGGUAUUGUCGGAGCUAGUUUUCUGAUUCCCUGUAUAUUGUUUAUGUUUCAUAUGUGGAAUCGACGAAAUCAGCCUGUAGAUAAAAACGAAGAGGCACAGAGCACAAUUUACCUCGUUUACAGUCAAACUCCUGAGAAGCACUAUUUAAUCGUGAAAGCACUAGAGAAAUCCUUGAAGAAUUUGGCCAAAGUGCAAAUAGUGAGCAAUAUAUCUGAGGCCUCGCAUAUCAUUUAUAUUUGCGGCACGCACAUCUUCCAACCCGACCCGAUCGUACACAAACACUUGGUGAUUGAGGCGAAUAGAGCGAUUUCCAGUGUGGAAAUCCUUGUCGUUUGUUUGCCGUACUCAACAAAGGAAAUGCCGCCAUAUCUGAAAAAAUGCCUCAGGUUCAACUUGAUGGAGGAUUUUGAAAAAUUAAUCCAUUUGUUCUGCUGCGAUGUAGAUUUCAGUAGUCAUACUCAGUAUGGAGAGUUGGACGCGCAAGUUAAGGCAGCACAAAUCCACACCGAACCAAAAAAGAUCAUUCUUAAUAUGCCUGUUAUUAUUGUAACUGAACAGUCUGACACUGAACCGGAACCAAAAGAGGCUGAUGUUCUGUUGUAAAAUGUCUUUAGAUGUUUUUACAGGGUUUUUCAUUGUGAUUACACUGCCCUAGAGAAGCAUUUUGAUGUAAACAUGUAACCUGUAAGGCAAAACGUAGAAAAGUGCCAAUUAAUUUUCAAAAUAUGUGUCCUAAAAUGUAGUGUGCAUGCAUAACUAAAAUGUAAGUACUCUUUAUGGUCUGAUCUCUAUAUUUCCAACUAUUUGAAAUGUACAGGGUGUUAAAAGCCAUUUUGUUGCUGUAGGUUUCACCUUUUUUUUUCAGUUUAGAUACUUUUUUGUUUGCAUUUAAGGUGAUAUUUUUGCCCUAUUUGGCGUAUUGUUUUUCUCUUGAAAAUUUCAUUAAAUCGAAGGAUCUGAAAGUUGGUCGAGAACCUACAUAUCUGGAAUUGUGUACAGUUUUUGUGGCAAACUUGAAUAAAAAUAUAUAUAUACGGUUUUCUCGCCAUUCGCUUGCCGUAUAUAUUAUUUGACUGAUGCCAACAAUAUCUGAAACACUGUGAUUCAUGUACAUAGAAAUACUCCAGGAUUUUAUCUUUUCCUAACUCUGUUUAAUUAUUGAUGCUAGAAAGUAAGUAUGUAAAUGUUUUGUAUAUUUUAUUUUCGACCUAAACAAUUUUCAACUGAUGUAUUUUCAUAUGUAUGUACCACGAUAAUGUGAUUAAUGUUGAACGUUUCAGGAUAAUAAACGUGGUAUUACUCAAA